Paralichthys olivaceus (Japanese flounder) is the source of this 3943-nucleotide messenger RNA. NCBI's taxonomy places the organism in Eukaryota, Metazoa, Chordata, Actinopteri, Pleuronectiformes, Paralichthyidae. The record is from RefSeq and is a predicted model, not a curated record.
GCGAGAGAGAGAUCAUCACAAGGUAAAAGUCAGACCGUGGAGGGAGCGCACUUACUGGAUUUACGCAGGGAGGAAAAAGUAAAAGUGUCUUUGGCCGGAGUGACUUCAGCUCGUACUUUCUGCUCCUUGCUUCCUCUUCACCCGCUCCGCCCUGCAUUCCGCGGAGCAGCUGUGUUUUAAUGCGCACCCGAGGAGGAGAGGAAGGAGAGAAGAGUGAGGAAGAAGAGACAGAAGAAGAGGUAGAAGUGAGAAGAAGGCCUGGACACCACCCCUCCUCGCCCUCUGGAGGUCUGUCCACUCUCCCCUCCUGGCCCUGCAUGGACGGGGAUGGGGAGAGCCGGAUGCUGUUGCCGCGGGGCUGAGCGCCUCGCCUCCCCGUCUCUGGUGCGCCGUUUCCGGCCACUGCUACUGCUGGUCAUUGCUCUGUGCUGCGGUGCUCACAUAGGUCAGUGUCAAGUGGCCACCCCUCAGUGUCGUAUCCAGAAGUGCACCACCGACUUCGUCUCCCUGACCUCCCACCUGACGCCGGCUGUGGAUGGCUUUCACACUGAAUUCUGCAAGGCUUUACGCGCGUACUCGGCCUGCACCCAGAGGACGGCCAAGUCCUGCCGGGGGAACCUGGUCUUUCACUCGGCCGUGCUAGGCAUCUCAGACCUCAUGAGCCAGAGGAACUGCUCCAGAGAUGGGCCCACUUCCUCGACACACCCCGAGGUCCACCUGGAGCCCUGCAGCUACCACAGUCGCACCCAGCAUGCCCACACUCACUCCCACGUGCAUGCACAUUCGCACGCAACCUCUCACAGCCACGGCCACUCUCCGCCUGCAUACCUGUUUUGCGGGCUGUUCGGAGACCCACACCUGAGGACAUUUAAGGACAGUUUCCAGACUUGUAAGGUGGAGGGGGCGUGGCCUCUCAUCGAUAAUGACUAUCUGUCCGUGCAGGUCACUAAUGUUCCCGUGGUUCCUGGCUCCAGUGCCACAGCAACCAAUAAGGCUGUAUUUCUGACAAACUGUGUGUCCUCUCCAGGUCAGUGUCAAGUGGCCACCCCUCAGUGUCGUAUCCAGAAGUGCACCACCGACUUCGUCUCCCUGACCUCCCACCUGACGCCGGCUGUGGAUGGCUUUCACACUGAAUUCUGCAAGGCUUUACGCGCGUACUCGGCCUGCACCCAGAGGACGGCCAAGUCCUGCCGGGGGAACCUGGUCUUUCACUCGGCCGUGCUAGGCAUCUCAGACCUCAUGAGCCAGAGGAACUGCUCCAGAGAUGGGCCCACUUCCUCGACACACCCCGAGGUCCACCUGGAGCCCUGCAGCUACCACAGUCGCACCCAGCAUGCCCACACUCACUCCCACGUGCAUGCACAUUCGCACGCAACCUCUCACAGCCACGGCCACUCUCCGCCUGCAUACCUGUUUUGCGGGCUGUUCGGAGACCCACACCUGAGGACAUUUAAGGACAGUUUCCAGACUUGUAAGGUGGAGGGGGCGUGGCCUCUCAUCGAUAAUGACUAUCUGUCCGUGCAGGUCACUAAUGUUCCCGUGGUUCCUGGCUCCAGUGCCACAGCAACCAAUAAGAUAACCGUCAUCUUUAAACCCUAUGAAGGCUGCACAGAUCAGAGGGUCUACCAGGCCAUCACAGACAACCUCCCCGCUGCCUUCGAUGAUGGCACUGUGAGCAGUGGAGAACCCAUUCACUCUUUAGCUGGUGCAGACGGUGCCAGUGGGAAGGUCCGGGCUCUAUGGAUCUCUGAGCGCACCCCAGGCCACCAUGUAGAGCUGCAUGCCGGCUACAUCGGCGUGACUGUAAUUGUUCGCCAGAUGGGCCGCUACCUGACCAUGGCGGUGCGGAUCCCUGAGGAGCUGGCUCAGGCCUACGAUGCCACCCAGGACCUGCAGCUCUGUCUGAAUGGCUGCCCCAGUGGGGAACGCAUCGACCAGGCGGGACACCUCCCCCUGCCCAUCUCCCCUCCGCCGCUUGGCCUGCAGCUUCAGCAGCUCCGUCGGCCCAGCUACUCCUCACAGAUUCAAUCCUCUCCCUACGGUACUCCGCAGGUUUUCAACGUGGAAGGGGCAAAGGAGCGCUGCAGGGAGAAGUUGGAGGUGCAGGACAUUUACUUUCACUCCUGCGUCUUUGACCUCUUGACCACUGGGGAUGCUAAUUUCACAGUGGCGGCGUUCAGCGCCCAGAAGGACAUGGAAAGUCUUCACCCACACCGGGACAGAUGGAGGAUCUACCCCCGCGGUUCGGCCACCUCAACCUUACACUCUGAUUUCCAACCUAUCAAACGGCUCACUCUGCUCCUGCUAUCUGCUCUAAGUGUGGUGUUGACGUAUUAGCGGAAGAGGAAAUCUUUUCGUGUGCCUGCAUGCGUGCGGGCUUGUGUAUGUUUGUGCACUAGAAACAGAGGUUUUUUUUGAUGAGCACUGAUUCCUCUCACGCAGCGAGUGUACAGCAGAUGUGACAAUUACCAGAAUCCAGAUUUUUUUGUAGAAGAGGUGGCAGACCCUCCCAGUGGGCGCAGCAGAUACUGACUGCAUCUUACCUGCUAGAAUCAGUCCUCUGGAGGUAAACAACACAGGAGAUGUGAUGAUGGCUUACACAAUCUUGUCUUCUUCUUUGGAUAGGAACCCAUGGACAAUAACACAGACAUUGAUGAGUAGGUGAAUUGAGUGUGUGGAUAUACACUACAGACUGUAUAUAGUUAAUUUUGUCAUCAGUGCACAGUGUAAUGUCAUAGUGUUUUUUUGUGCCAUUUGAUGUGAUUUUUCUUUAAUACCUCAGACAGAGGAUGUUUGUUUUAACACAAGCACUUUAUUUUGAUUUUCUUUUUGAAAACUAAUCCACAUCAGUGUUUCUUCCUCCCACUUGCUCUCCUCCACCAUAAAGCUCCAGUGGAUUCUUUUUAGCUUUAAUUUUGUUCUUUGAUCUUUUCAAAGUAAAAGUCAGUUGAUCACAAAGAGCUGCCAGUUCUGUCAAAUUUAAUCACUCUUCCAGUAGCUGAUUUGACUCAGUGUCUUGUUUGAAAGUCGGUCAUUGUGAGUUGUUCUGUUGAAUGUAUUAUGAACAUUGUCACAGCAAAUGCCAUCAGUGCUAUUUUUUGCUUUAUGAAUUUGUUGUGUUUCCUCAGUCCUGAUUUCAAAUGUGUGUUUGUGUGUGUGUGUACUUGUGAGUGUGUAUGGGUGCGUCAUUGGUGACAUGCUUGAAUCUGUGACGAUACUGGCUCAUGUUUUGCUUCUCAGUGUUUUCUUUGUUGUUUUAAUUUGAGCCAAAGACGGAUGGUGUAUUUUUUUAAUGUAGAAAAGAAAUCAUAACUCACCUCCAAACCAGCACCCUCCUCCUACUCCCCCUCCUCGCAGUCCCUCUCUCCCCUGUUUUUUAAAUUGCUACUGUAGACUAUUUUUCUCCUACUGCCACAAUUGACAAGCUGCUCCUUAAUGACGUAUGUGUACAAUACUGGAGUGUAGACAAAACACUGCAAAUCACUGAGGAAACUUCACCACACAGUCUGCUCCGAUACAUAUACUCCAGCACUGUAUAGUGGGAAAUGAAUGCCAUUUAAUACCUGGUAGAAAUGCCAAUCCCUUCAACUGUGAGCUUUCUUAACAUGUAACAGCCUGUAUAGUUAUGUCCCACUUGUUUGGCGAUAUAAGCUUAAUAUCUGUUUUUUUGGCAUUGUGACCUCUUACAUCACGUGUGAGUGUCAGUUCGGUUCGGAGUGACUGGUCAGUGUUGAAAUACUUAAUUAUUUAUGAACGUAGUCUCCUGUAGAGGAAGUAAAGCUCCAUAUUCUUACUGUUGGAUAAUAAUUUAAAAAUAAUGUCAGAUGUGAUUGUACUGCCACCUAGUGGUGCUAUGUUGCUAUGUGUGUUAUGAAAAAAAAAAGAAAAAGGAAACAAACUGUGUGCAAGUGUUUUAUUUAAAAAACAAUAAAGUCCAAAUGGU